GUCCAAAAAUUAUUUUCUCCUUGAGAUAAGAUAACAUAAUAAUCUAAAUCCCAAGGAGGUAUGUUUUCUCGAUUGAUAGCUCAGACAACUUUUAAACAUAUACCGGUUGUCGAUCGUCGAGCGCAGAUAAAGUGAAGGUUGGGAUCUCAAACCUCCAGUGAAAAUGUUAUUUUUCUCAUACUUCAAGGAUUUGGUGGGCAGAGAGGUGACAGUUGAGUUGAAGAACGACCUAGCAAUUCGAGGAACUUUGCAUUCUGUAGAUCAGUAUCUCAACAUCAAACUGGAAAACACGAGGGUUGUCGAUCAAGAAAAAUACCCUCACAUGCUUUCUGUGAGAAACUGUUUUAUCAGGGGAUCGGUUGUGAGAUAUGUUCAACUUCCACCAGAUGGUGUUGAUAUCGAGCUGUUGCAUGACGCCACUAGGCGCGAAGCUCGGGGUGGCUAAUGUCACUUUGUUUGUAAGUUUGUAUUGAAUCACAUGGAAAUUAUUAGAGUGCACUUUUUAGCAUACUGCAAUGUGAGACAAUUAGAAUCUUGUACAUUCUGUUCAAGUGUUCUCGAUCAAAGAAUCCAAUGAGAUUCUUCUGUUCAGCGGGUAAUAGUGAAACCAAGGGUUGGGGCCUUCACAAUGACCAAAAUGUUGUUAUGCUUUUGGAUUCA
This is a messenger RNA of Cucumis melo (muskmelon), 660 nucleotides long. RefSeq names its product sm-like protein LSM2. Gene Ontology annotation, cellular component: Lsm1-7-Pat1 complex; precatalytic spliceosome; U6 snRNP. Gene Ontology annotation, biological process: mRNA splicing, via spliceosome. The coding region runs from base 164 to 445 and encodes 93 amino acids. Gene Ontology annotation, molecular function: RNA binding. NCBI's taxonomy places the organism in Eukaryota, Viridiplantae, Streptophyta, Magnoliopsida, Cucurbitales, Cucurbitaceae. The transcript has 3 exons. The record is from RefSeq and is a predicted model, not a curated record.